AUGGAGGUGGAUGUGAAUGUGACCGACAACUUCACCACAGCCGAUGCAGAGGUCUUCGCGACUACGGCCACCACUCUUUUUUACAAUCCUCUAGAGGAAUCGCCUUGGAGUGAACACAACUACUUCCUUGAAAAUGCUACUACACUGAACGCCUUUCGUCCUCCCUACUCCCUCUCCCUCUUGGCGGCCUGGCAACCGCGGCAUGCUGUGCACUACAUCUCCGUUCUUCUCAUCAUCACCACCGUUCUGCUUCUGCGUGUCUUCAACAUGGUCAUCCGUCGCCUCAUCACCACCGCAGUGCCCGAGUCCCUCGUUGCAAUCUGUGUGGGAGUCGGCAUCGGUUGGCUCCUCAAGUCCCUCCACAGCCCUCAUUGUUGUUUGUGGGCUCUCACUCCCACGCUCUUCUUUAUGAUUCUCCUGCCUUUUUGCGUCUUUGACGCCUCCUACAACCUCUACAAUCGAGCCUUCGGGGAUUGCAUCGGUGCCAUCAUUGUUUACGCUCUCUGCGCCACCGUCUUGAACAUGAUCAUCAUCGGUUGCCUUCUGGCGGGUGCCGAAAUUGCCGGUAUAUUCAAGGCCGAGGGUCUCGUUUUUGGCACUCAAGUGCUUAUGCUCUACGCUUCACUAAUCGUGGCGGUGGAUCCCGUCGCCGUGUUGAUGGUAUUCCAUGAAAUUGGUGUUGAUCCAAACCUCUACUUUUUGGUGUUGGGAGAGUCCCUUCUUAACGACGCGGUUACUGUAGUGCUCUACAAAAUUGUGGUCAACUUUCUAGGUCGAGAUGAUGUCACUGCACGUGACAUACUCAUUGGAAUUGCUGCCUUCUUUAUCAUCAACGCAGGUGGAAUUCUAGUCGGUCUGGUGUUUGGAGUCAUCUCCUGUCUCAUGACUAGGAUUCAGACUCAUUUGGAGAUUGUUUACCUCUUUGCCGCCAACUAUGCUGCCUACCUCCUGAGUGAUGUGCUCGGAUGGUCGGGUCUGGUAGCAAUGAUCACCUCAGGAAUGAUUCAAAGUAGCUACGCCUUCCACAAUCUCAGUGACGCAGACAAGGGCACGUGUCGAGCCAUGGCAAGGAUGUUAGCAGACCUCUGCGAAAGCGUGACCUUCCUGCUAAUCGGAGUGCACGUCACUUCAGGCAAGCUUCACUGGCACACUUCCUUCAUCCUUUAUCAACUAAUUGUAUGUCUCGUGGUUCGUGCAAUGGUGGUCUACGCUCUCACCUGGUGUCUAAACCGAUGGGAUGUCAAUUACGUGCAAAUCUCCAUCACAGAACAGUUUGUCCUCGCUUAUGGGGGACUAAGAGGAGCGGUAGCCCUCUCCCUUGUCUACAUGGUUGAUCCAAAACUGGUUGAUAGGGGACAAAGAGGGGUUCACGCCACCCUUACCACCGCAACUCUCUUCACCAUUCUCUUCACUGUCGCUCUCAUGGGUCCAACUAUGAAACCAUUGGUAAGACUACUUCGAGUGAAGCUGGCUAGCAAGAAGACGAUCAGCCUGAUGCGAGAACUCAACGAACGAAUGAUCGACGAGUUGAACUCGGGUGUGGAGGCUGUCACUGGUCAUAUGGGGCGGAACCGUCUACGCACCUGGUUCCAACGCGUUGAUGAGAAGUACAUUCGGUUAGUGCUUCAAAACACACCAGAGUUUCGCAAUCAAAAAAUUAUUAAAGUGUAUGAAGACAUGGCACUGGUGCUGCAUCAGGCCUCGUUAGAUCCGAAGCGAGCGGAUUUGAUUAUGGAGGAGUUACCGACUUCGGUGAAGGCGGCGUACCAUGCUCAACGAUUGGCGGAUAAGGUGGAAGCCCUGCGACAACUACGGAGGUCAGCGUUGCGUCGCGGCAGCCGCUAUCCGGGGGUGUCAAUGUACGACUACCAGCAUAUGAUUGAUGAGAAGAGGCGUGAAUUGAUGGAGUUAACAACGCCGGGUGGAGCGUCUCCGCGCUUACCACGACGGAAUGAGCCAGGAGGAGAUAAAAGAGUGAAAAAGCCUUUAACUAUAACCCAGACGACGGAGCAGGCGAGAACUCAGACGACUCCACCAACGCAAAAACUGCAACAACAGCUGCAGCACCAACAUCAAGCGAAGAGACAGGACGCAAACCGUCGACCCUCUUUAAGAUUUAAAAGGAGGAAGAUGGAGGAGGAAGGCGAGGAGGCUGUGAAACCACAACCUAGACAGUCACAUCAACCUCCUUCAGCUCCGUCAUCACCACCACCGCCUUAA
Echinococcus granulosus is the source of this 2220-nucleotide messenger RNA. Its product is annotated as Sodium/hydrogen exchanger 3. Gene Ontology annotation, biological process: sodium ion transport; regulation of pH; proton transmembrane transport. NCBI's taxonomy places the organism in Eukaryota, Metazoa, Platyhelminthes, Cestoda, Cyclophyllidea, Taeniidae. The record is from RefSeq and is a predicted model, not a curated record. The coding region runs from base 1 to 2220 and encodes 739 amino acids. Gene Ontology annotation, cellular component: membrane. The transcript has 2 exons. Gene Ontology annotation, molecular function: sodium:proton antiporter activity.